AUGUCCUCCAUUCAUUCCUCGGUCUACCAUGACCACAAUAAGCACAUUAUGCAACCGCCCAAAUUCACUUCGCGAGCAAUUGCAAAAUACUUCAAAACUCGAUUCACUACUCUUGUUCCAUCGAAAGAAGAGUUAAAAGGAGUUACCAAAACCGAUGUCUUCUUCCCGUUCAAGGUUCUAGGAGAGUUGAAUCGUCGCCAAUGGAACUUUUACCUUAUUGGUUUAGCAGGCUGGACCUGGGAUGCGUUUGACUUUUUCGCGGUGUCCUUGAAUGUUGCCAAUAUUGCCGAGUCUCUCAAUGAAUCCCACAAGAGUAUCACCUGGGGAAUUACCCUUGUUCUCAUGUUAAGAGCUGUUGGUGCUGUGAUUUUUGGUUUAUGGGGUGAUCGUUACGGUAGAAAAUGGCCGUAUAUUGUCAAUAUGUUCCUUUUGGUGGUUCUUCAAAUUGGCACUGGAUUCGUCCAAAACUUACAAACAAUUCUUAGGUGUUAG
Molecule: messenger RNA, 492 nt
Organism: Meyerozyma guilliermondii ATCC 6260
Lineage: Eukaryota; Fungi; Ascomycota; Pichiomycetes; Serinales; Debaryomycetaceae
Exons: 1
Coding region: 1-492 (163 amino acids)
Biological process (GO): plasma membrane lactate transport
Cellular component (GO): plasma membrane
Molecular function (GO): secondary active monocarboxylate transmembrane transporter activity
Source: RefSeq, a predicted model, not a curated record